Molecule: messenger RNA, 1692 nt
Organism: Exophiala oligosperma
Lineage: Eukaryota; Fungi; Ascomycota; Eurotiomycetes; Chaetothyriales; Herpotrichiellaceae
Exons: 5
Coding region: 1-1692 (563 amino acids)
Biological process (GO): lactate catabolic process
Cellular component (GO): mitochondrion
Molecular function (GO): D-lactate dehydrogenase (cytochrome) activity; D-lactate dehydrogenase (NAD+) activity; FAD binding
Source: RefSeq, a predicted model, not a curated record
AUGGAGAAGCUCACCAGCAAACGCGUUCUCCCUGCCGGUUUCGACGAGAAGACGUUCGACCAGGCUUUGGACGCUCUCUCUCUAGUUGUAGGUGCCGACAACGUCUCGCGUGAUGGCUCGCACGGCAGCGUUGAAGGUCCGAACGGGGAGAAAUCAUAUGGAGAUAUUUGGCCUUUGGCGAAUCCCACGGACCAUACACCCAGCGGUGCAGUUAGACCUGCCACGGUUGAGGAUGUCCAAGGCGUGCUCAAGGUCGCGAACCGUUACAGACUGCCGUUGUGGACUGUAUCACGGGGGCGGAAUCUAGGUUACGGCGGAAGUGGCGCUGUCGUGCGAGGAACUGUGGUUCUGGACUUGCAACGAAUGAACAAAAUCAUCGAAGUGAACGAGGAGCUCGCCUACGCCAUCGUUGAGCCGGGAGUAUCCUUUUUCGACCUUUACAACUACAUUCAAGAAAGGGGUUACCGCCUCUGGCCAUCCUGCCCGGCACUUGGGUGGGGUUCAAUCGUGGGCAACACGCUUGACAGAGGAUUUGGCUACACGCCAGAGGGUGAACAUUCGCAGCAACAGUGCGGGAUGGAGUUAGUCCUGCCAUCGGGUGAGGUAGUCAGAACUGGGAUGGGCGCAUUCACGGGCAGUCCAAUGUGGCCAUUAUACAAAGGUGGAUACGGGCCUAGCGUAGAUGGCCUCUUUUACCAGUCCAACCUAGGCAUUGUCACCAAACUCGGGAUUCACAUUACCCCAGCACCUGUCUGCUUUAUGGACUGUGAGAUUAGUGUGCCGCACGAAAGUCAGCUCGGGCUCUUGAUCAAAACCGUGGGGACUCUUGAACGAGAAGGAGUCGUUCAAAACCACACAUCCAUCGCCAAUCCUUACCACAAGGAUGCCCUGCAGCGAGUGUUCGGCCCUGGCAUGCAAGGAAGUUGUGCCUCCAAUAGAGACCUGACACUUCUUGCGCAUGAGGCAGGGUUGGGCUACUGGAAGGCGUCGUUUGCCAUAUACGGAUUCUCUCCCAUUGUUCUGGAUGCCCAAUGGAGCAUUGUUCAGGAACGAUUUGGCGCUUUGCCGGGAGCGAUCUGUACAUGCCAACGAUAUGAGAACAAAGACGGUGGGAGACGGGAUGCCUCAAAACUGCCUUUGGCUGAAAUCCCCCAUGCUGGGACACUUAACAUCGUUGCUAAAGAAUUAAUGAAUGUCCGCGGCCCAGGUGGUGGGCACAUCUGCUUUUCCCCCCUUUUCUCGUCGGACGGCAUGGAGCUGCAAGAAUGGUGGACCAGGGCACGAGAUAUAGUCGAGAACGCACAGUUCGACGUAUUCUCAGACUUCCAUGUCUACGGGCGCUACGUCAUCGCUAUUCUGCUUGUCGUGUAUGGGCCCAAUGAAGGGCCAAGAGCCAGAGUCAUGUUUGAACAACUUCUGGAAGAUGGAAGAGAAAACGCGGGCGUCUCGGAGUAUCGGGCUCACAUCGACUAUAUGGAUGAGGUUAGAAGCCAUUUCAACUUCAACAACGGCGCGCUCAAUCGCUUGGUUGACACAAUCAAGAACACGCUUGAUCCAAAUGGUAUCCUAUCCCAGGGUAAAUCAGGGAUUUGGACAUAUCUCAAGAAGCCCAACUUGCAACGAGCAGGCCCGAAAUCACUCAGGCAUUGUACUUCAAACACGCCGUCGAAGAAAAGCGAAGAAUUUCCUUGA